Besnoitia besnoiti is the source of this 1644-nucleotide messenger RNA. RefSeq names its product phosphoribosylpyrophosphate synthetase. Gene Ontology annotation, molecular function: magnesium ion binding; ribose phosphate diphosphokinase activity. Lineage: Eukaryota; Apicomplexa; Conoidasida; Eucoccidiorida; Sarcocystidae. Gene Ontology annotation, biological process: purine nucleotide biosynthetic process; 5-phosphoribose 1-diphosphate biosynthetic process. The transcript has 4 exons. The record is from RefSeq and is a predicted model, not a curated record. Bases 1 to 1644 code for a protein of 547 amino acids. Gene Ontology annotation, cellular component: cytoplasm; ribose phosphate diphosphokinase complex.
AUGGCGCGCAGCCCCCAAAGCCUUCGCUUUUCCGCGGCUGACCUCGCGCUCACCGGCAUCCGGACGAGGGCAGACGCCCUAUUCCGAAGCACCCUUGGCGCUUCAGCCGCCCCAGGGAAAAAGUUUGCACCUUCCCAGUGUUCCGCGUCGGGCGUCUCGCGUAGAUCCUGGUCGACAGCCGCCGCUGGGCAGCGCUACUCUUCUCUCCGCCAUGUUGCAGCUGCCCUUGGGGGGGCCCGCCGGAGCUCGCGGCAGUGGUUUUCGGAUGACCGGAAAACUGAGGGCAGGUCGCAGGGCGCAAAGAACGCGGGCAACGACCAAAGAUACUACUCUUUCGCAGCAGCAGGCGGCCUCGGCUCUGUUCUGCUGUUGGGUGCGCCAGUUUUCGAUGGAGACCGCCGCCCUGGUUCAUCCGUGGAACCCCAAGACGACGCCCGUUGCCCCUCUUUGACAAAUGCACGGUCGUCGUUCCUUUUUUCCUUCGGCUCGUCUCCCUCUCGACUUGCGAGCUUGCCCGUUUCAAGAGGUCUCAGCCAGCAACCCGCACUUUGCCAGACCCAGCCGGCUGGCGAGCAAGCGAAGGCCGUAGGCAGCGCGCAAGAGGUCGAGGAGGCCUGCCAUCACGAAAGCCCUCUGUGGCGCUCGGAGGAAAACCGCCCGUUCGAGAGGAAGCUGGGAGACGCGCUGCUGUUCUGCGGCAAUAGCAACGAGCCUCUGGCUCGUGCUGUCGCAGACCGUUUGUCGACGACGCUCGGGAAAGCCGCAGUCAAGCGCUUCGCAGAUGGAGAAGUCAAUAUCCAGUUCUCCGACUCCCUCAGAGGCAAGGAUGUGUACAUCAUUCAGCCGACGAGCACGCCUGUGAACGAAAAUCUCGUGGAGUUACUCCUCAUGAUCUCCACGUGCCGACGCGCCAGCGCAAAGAAGAUCACGGCGGUUAUCCCCUACUACGGAUACGCCAGACAAGACAGAAAGCUGUCCAGCCGCGUCCCGAUCUCUGCAGCUGACGUGGCGAGGAUGAUUGAGGCGAUGGGUGUGGACCGAGUAGUUGCAGUCGAUUUGCACUGCGGCCAGAUCCAGGGCUUCUUCGGCCCUCGCGUCCCGGUGGACAACCUCGAGGCGCAGAUCAUCGGUCUGGAGUACUUCCAUCACAAGAAUCUACAGAAGCCUGUUGUUGUGUCUCCCGACGCCGGUGGCGUGUAUAGAGCGCGCAAAUUCCAGGAAGGGCUCAUUGCGCGCGGCUACACGGACUGCGGCAUCGCCAUGCUGAUCAAGCAACGUAUUCGGGCGAAUGAAAUCGAACGGAUGGACCUCGUUGGCUCUGUCGCCGGCUCGGAUGUCAUCAUCGUUGACGAUAUGAUUGACACCGCAGGAACUCUGUGCGAAGCUGCACGCGAGCUGAGGAAGAAGGGAGCGCGGAGAGUCUUCGCAUUCGCCACCCAUGGCCUCUUCAGCGGACCGGCGAUCGAAAGAAUUGAGGCCAGCCCUCUGGAGGAAGUCGUCGUCACGGAUAGCAUCAAGGCCCGGCCCGAGGUGGCGCAGUGCACUCGCAUUACAUCGCUCUCCAUCAGCGUGUUGCUGGCGGACGCGAUCCGUCGUAUUCACCAGAAGGAGAGUCUUAACGACCUGUUCAACGUGAAGUACUGA